AUGGAGUUAUUAUUGCUAAUAUACCUUCUUCUAACUUGCACAUCAUCUCUAAAGUCGAUGACAUUAAAUUUGUCUGAGGAAUCCACUUGUUUAGCAAGAUCAAAAGAAGCAGGAGAUAAGAGAACUAUGACCUAUGAGGCACCCGCGGGAUGUAUGAUAAGGAAGGUGAUUUACAACAACAUUGAGAUUUACAGCGUUGAUGAGAAAGAUAAUGCAAACAGGAGAAUUGUAACUCGUGAGUACUCUUCAUGUGGCAUAUUCUUACAAGUUGAUAGUAUAUAUGAUGAAAAUUCACAAGUAUCAUUUUAUCACAUCACAGAUUCCUUUAUUACAAAAUACCCGGUUAAAUAUUCUUCAAAACCCGUGGACAUACCCUCUUUUGAUUCCUGGGUGGACCAUUUCGAACGUCUGUCGGAAAAAGAUUCAGUUAUAUCGUCUAGUCCAUGUUCGCAAUGUCUCUCAUACGACAAUCACAAAGAGUAUUCUGACAUAGGCAUUGGAAUAUCAAGUGCAAUACACCAUUUUGAAGGGAAAAGGGUUUUAUAUACGCAUGAAGAUGCUGAUGUAAACGAGAUUAUGGGCCAUAAGGAUAGAUAUACUCAUGAAGAGUUUUAUAAAGAUGUUUCUAAUGCUUUGAAAAAGGCGAGAUUGUGCACUAAAGAGGCAGGACUAUCCUAUACGGAAACAGAGCCAAGUAAAGAUAUCGACUCGUUAAACCUGGGUGAUGAUUGUACUACUAAUUGCGAUAAUAAUCGCGGGGAAAACUCCUUCUGGAUAGAUGAUUUGCCAGGAGAUAAUAUAGAAUAUGAAAAUGCACGCUCAAUUAUGGACCACGUUAUUGCGCUUAACGAGAUGAGCAAAAUAGAAUAUGAUAUUUCAGAAUAUAUUGCAGAUCAAAACUACUUGAAAAAUAUCCCGUUUACCUUAGAUCGUACCUGUAGCUACGAUGAAGAUUGUGCAUUAGGAUCUUUUAGAAUGGGUGAAAUUGUUGAACCGGACGAUGGAUAUUUUGAAAACUCUAGCGUGCAUUCAGACCCUGAAACAUAUGUGGGAGGUAUUGGAAGAAUACCAUACGCUCAAGCACAAGAUAUGCAGUUUACUUCGUCAAUAGAUAUGUCAAAUGUAGUGAAUAUGCCAAAAUUUACAGAAAUUUCAGAGGAACCUAAAAAUGCAGACACUGAGGAGAUGAAUACAGCUGAAGGUAACUCUACAGUCUUUACAGAUCCAUCCUUUCCAAUUACCGCCGUUCGCUCGGAGCAAGAUUCUUUGUACAACAAUUGUGACUCAACAUGCAGAGAUUUUGACUCUGAUACAGGCUCAAUUGAAGCCAGCGAUUCUGCGAACACCUUAGAUGAGCACACGUAUUGGAACAUGGAAUAUCAUAGGAGUUGUAAAAGUGAUACAAGUUACGAUAAAAGUGUAAAUUGUCAUAAGGUUGGAGAUCAUACAAGGGAACCAAAGGGAUCUGCACUUAGGGGAUUUUACAGAUCUUAUAGUAUGUCAGAUAUUAGACGGUGA
Messenger RNA from Theileria equi strain WA, 1518 nucleotides. RefSeq names its product signal peptide containing protein. Bases 1 to 1518 code for a protein of 505 amino acids. The record is from RefSeq and is a predicted model, not a curated record. NCBI's taxonomy places the organism in Eukaryota, Apicomplexa, Aconoidasida, Piroplasmida, Theileriidae. The transcript has 2 exons.